This is a messenger RNA of Durusdinium trenchii, 960 nucleotides long. NCBI's taxonomy places the organism in Eukaryota, Dinophyceae, Suessiales, Symbiodiniaceae. The record is from the annotation of a GenBank genome assembly.
AUGAAGCGGAAGCUCGUGUGCGCUGCAGCCGAAGAAGAGGACGACUCUGACAAUGACAAUGAAAUGGUUGUCAAGCCUCCGUCAAAGAAGCUCCUCAAGACGGAGACACCGCCCUUGAAGGUCGCCCCGCCGGAGGAGGUCCGGUCGCCCGAGCAGCCUGGAGGUUCUAAGAAGAAAGAGAAGGAGUUUGCUUGGAUGGAUUCGGAUGAGGAGGAGGACCAGGAUCGUGGCAAAGGCGAUGAUCCAAAGGAUGCCAAGCCUGCGGAUUCACCGAAGAAGACAGAGAAGACUGAGGAACUCUCUGGGAGCGAGGAGGAGAACCAAGAUGUAAGUGCUGCGACAUUGGAUGGAGUGGAGACCUUUGGGAGGAUGAUGGUGCUUGCUCCUGCCCUGCUCAAAAAGAUCCCAAGGAUGCUUCCUGAAGAUGUCGCGGCAGCCUGUAGGGCCCUUGCGCGAACGAAGUUUUUCGACGGUGAUAUCAUCAGGGUUCUGAACGGCGUCCUCAAGAGGCUUCUCCUGAGAGAUAGGAUGACGGUGGAACAAGCCGAUGAUGUCUUGAAGUGCUUCGCGAGCUUGAAUGUCUACGACGAAGGUGUCUUUAGCGCCAUCGCCCGACAAAUGAAGGUGCGAACCUCUUCGAUUGAUCAGGUGAUUCGAACUCAGUGGUUCGAUAUCUACAAGGGCUUCAAUCACAGUGGCGACAAGGACUUCUAUCAACUGCUGGAAGUGCCGCAUUUGACUGCCCUUAGCCCAGGCUACAAAAGGCUGCGGUGUUUCCACAACCAGAAUGGGCUUUGUGCCGUCGGAGAUGCCUGCACCUAUUCCCACGAUCCUCGUGCUCCCAUCGAGUUGGAGUCCGCCUUUGUGCGACCGGUCUCCAAGGUCAUGAUGACGCAGACACAGUCCAAUAUGGGGCGAGACGUCUAUGGUGGGCCGCGGAACGGCCAAAUGAACACUUGA